Molecule: messenger RNA, 189 nt
Organism: Didymodactylos carnosus
Lineage: Eukaryota; Metazoa; Rotifera; Eurotatoria; Philodinida; Philodinidae
Source: the annotation of a GenBank genome assembly
AUGUACGGUGGAGGAUAUGGGUAUGGUGGCGGUUACAAUGAAAUGAGAUCAGAUGCAUUUAUCAAUAGUUAUGCACCAGGUGGAUUAGGAAGUAACUAUGGUGAAUAUCUUGACAAUGCGAUGGGUGGCAAUCCAAAUCCAACGUGGGGACAGAUGACAAAUAGUUAUGGUGGUUUUGGACAAGGUUUU